Messenger RNA from Eruca vesicaria subsp. sativa (arugula), 339 nucleotides. The record is from the annotation of a GenBank genome assembly. Lineage: Eukaryota; Viridiplantae; Streptophyta; Magnoliopsida; Brassicales; Brassicaceae.
AUGGUUGCGGCAAAGAAGACGAAGAAGUCACAUGAAGGAAUCAACAGCAGAUUAGCUCUUGUCAUGAAGAGUGGCAAGUACACUCUCGGCUACAAAUCUGUUCUCAAAUCCCUUCGCAGCUCCAAAGGUAAGUUGAUUUUGAUCUCUAGCAAUUGCCCACCGUUGAGGAGAUCAGAGAUUGAGUACUACGCUAUGCUUGCUAAAGUUGGUGUUCAUCAUUACAAUGGCAACAAUGUUGAUUUGGGUACUGCUUGUGGAAAGUACUUCCGUGUUUCUUGCCUCAGUAUUGUUGAUCCUGGUGAUUCCGACAUCAUCAAGUCACUUCCUGGAGACCAGUGA